AGAUUUGUUUGGUUUGACACUUAGUUUUGCACCAACAUCAUAAUUAUCGUUUAGCACGAGCCUAAACUGACCGUCUCAGACAAAUUAGAGAAAGCAUGCGAGGAUACAUUGUUUACUAUUCCUAAAGUAAUAAAUUUCUAAAUGAUGACACAAUAUAAGAAACAUUUUCUCUCGUCAUAGUGAGACUACUAAAACCCUUCUUUUCUCUUGUCUGAAACCCUAGCCGCCAAGGGUUUCCUUUGCACUCAAGCUCUUCUCUCAGCUGGAAAGGCCAGCGUUGCCUCCCUUCGGGGGGAUGAUGGGGUGCGACUGGGUGGUGGUGCCUUUGGCGUUGUGCUCUUCUCCGACAUUGUGCUCUUUUUGUUGCCGGCGUAUGGUGGGCUUGGCUUCUCACUGGCGUAGGUGGGGCUUCUGUCCCUGGUCAGUGUGGGUGGGAGGUUAGUGCCUCCAUGGUUUUGGUUGGAGCGAUUGAGGGGGGCUUGCUGCCAAGGUAGGAGUUUCUUGUUCCAUUAGAUCUGUUUGGAGUGUGUUUCUUAAGGGUUGGAGACUCGUUGCUGCUGGUUUUGGGUGGUAGUCCUCUUUUUCUUUGGCUCCCUCGUUUGUGGGCUGCAGGAGCCUCUAGUGGGUGGAGUAUUGAGGUCGAGUUGUUGUCCUAUUUAGUCCUUAUAUUUUUAGUUUCUUUCUUUUGUUUGUCUCAUGUUUUGUUGUUUCGUUUUAUUUGGUGUUUUUGCUUGUAAUAAUGGUGUUGUAUAUAUCUCUGUGACUUUGGCUUGUGCUUAUUUUGUUUGGUUCGACCCUAGUUUUUCUUCUGUAGCUGUGGGUCGCCCGUCUCAUCACUAUAUUGUUAGAUGUUUAAAGGCAUGACUCCUUUAGUCGUGGUUUACACUACCCGCCCGUGACUUGAAACAAUGACUCAGCAAAAGUAACGAAAUGGGCCCCACCCCUCUCUUCCAUUAAUAAUAAAUAAAUAAAUAAAAAGAACAGCCGAAUAUGCUUUGCUCUGCUCUGCAAAUAUCCCUUCCUCUUCUUCACUUUCUCCUAUUAUCAUGAUUCCAGUUUCUAAGAAUAUCUAAUCUUCCUUUCUUCCUAUACUGAAAAGCUCACACCCAAUCCUCUUUCUCUACUCUCUCUCUUUCCAUAUUGUCCUUUCUCUCUCUUGAUUUUCUCGAGAAAAUAGAAAGAAAAAAAGAAAAACUAUGGAGCUUGUUGGGGAACUCUUUCUCACGGCUACCGUUGUGCUGUUCCUUUCUUUCAUCGUCGCCAAACUCGUUACGAUGGCCAUGAAAGGCAAUGCUUCUGCGGGUCGUGGUUCGGACCUCAAAUCGACUACAAUCGCCGAUGAGGAUGGUUUCGAGGCGGAGGAGGUGGGGUGUGGAGAGAGUAAGGUUCAGGGUUUUGGAAGCGAGAAGAGGGUUCGGUUUGUUGAAGAAGCUUUCGAGAAGAAGGUCGAUCGUUUAGAGGAAGUUGGGAACGCGGUGAGGAAAAAUUGUGAAGAGGAAUUAGAAUUGGAGGAACGAUCAGAAACUGUUCAAUUGCCAGGGACGAUCGUAUCGGAAGGUGAGGAAACGACGUUGCUUGAGAAAGUGAGGGAGUUGGAUGUUCAAGGAGUCAAUAUUGGUUGCGCCGGUGAUUCUAGGGAGGAAAGUUUGGAGAACGAGGGAGUUGACGAUGAAAUUGGUGUGGAAUCGGGGGCGAACGACGUCGUUGCUUUCUCUACCGGACCGGACGAGGUUGGGGUUGUGGUUGGUGAAUUGAAGGGAGACGAUGAAGCGGAUGAGGUUGUGUUGCGUAAUAUUGGUGCUGAUGAUGAUGAUUGGGAAGGGAUUGAUAGGAAUGAAUUGGAAAAUGAUUUUACAGCGGCGGUGAAAUUCGUGGAGUCAGGGGCUGAGGACGGUGAUGGUCGUUUAGCGAAAGUUGCGAGCGAUGUACAGAUGGAAUUGUAUGGACUUCGCAGGGUUGCCAUGAAAGGACCCUGCCACGAGUCUCAGCCCCUUGCUCCUAAUCUCACUGCCCAAGCCAAAUGGAAUUCUUGGCAGAGGCUGGGGACAAUGAGUCAAGAGAUGGCAAUGGAACAGUAUAUUACUAUUCUUUCAAAUAAAGUUCCAGGGUGGAUGGAAGACCAUUCUGCUGGAGAGGAUAAAGAAGACUCUUUAAAGGAAGAAAUGCCCGAUACUUUUGCUGCUGGUUCUAGCACAUUGUUGUUCCCUCCGCAAUGUAGUACAAAUGAAAGGGAACCAGAAGUGAAGACUGGUGCUGGGACUGAGAGGGUAGAAUUUACAGCUGCUUCAGACUUGGAGAACAGGGGCACAGGAUGACAGCCUCGCUCUUCUUUUUCUCCAGUGCCACAGGUGAUGUUCUCUUGGACUACUUGAGUAGAAACAGGGAGCUCUCUUGACUAGGGAUGAAAUAAAUUUCUGCGGUUCUUGGACCAAUUAUACUAUAAUUUAAUUGUUUUAUAAUUAGGAUGAAGUGUGUUUAUAGAUAAAAUGAUUGACAUGUGUUAUGCAUAUGUACUUGUACGUAUAUUUUUUUUAUCUCCAUUUGACAUUCAAUACUUUAUGGUUGAAC
Humulus lupulus (European hop) is the source of this 2568-nucleotide messenger RNA. RefSeq names its product acyl-CoA-binding domain-containing protein 3-like. The transcript has 5 exons. Gene Ontology annotation, biological process: fatty acid metabolic process. The record is from RefSeq and is a predicted model, not a curated record. Bases 1197 to 2315 code for a protein of 372 amino acids. Gene Ontology annotation, molecular function: fatty-acyl-CoA binding. Lineage: Eukaryota; Viridiplantae; Streptophyta; Magnoliopsida; Rosales; Cannabaceae.